Messenger RNA from Neolamprologus brichardi, 5311 nucleotides. NCBI's taxonomy places the organism in Eukaryota, Metazoa, Chordata, Actinopteri, Cichliformes, Cichlidae. The record is from RefSeq and is a predicted model, not a curated record.
UUCCGACAUAUGACUUUCCCCGGGAAGACGAUUUGGCGCGCGCUGUUCUGUUGUUGUGUUGACCUGCCAUAACCGUACGAAUUAAUACGACAAAACCCCCACUUCUCCCCAUGGCUCCAGUGUCAAACCCUGAGAAAGACAUGGACGCUCCGGACGGCGACGAUGGAAGUGAAGCCUGUGGUUUGGCGAAGACUCGCUCCAGACGGGAGAAACGGGAGAAGGUGGGGAGGAAGUCCGCACUGGAACAGCUCAAAAAGGCUAAGAUGGGAGAGAAGAUCAAGUAUGAGGUGAAGGAGUUCAGCAGUGUGUAUGAGGAGGUGGACGAGGAUGAGUACUCAAAGAUGGUACGAGAGAGGCAAGAGGAUGACUGGAUUAUUGAUGAUGAUGGAACAGGAUACGUGGAGGAUGGACGAGAAAUCUUUGACGAUGAUUUGGAUGAUGAUGUAGUAGAAGACAAAAGGGGAAAAGGAGGCGCCAAAGGAGCUGACUCAAGGAAGAAUGUGAAGAAAUCUGUCGUAGCCAAACCCAACAGCAUUAAGAGCCUAUUCAUGAACAGCAACGUCAAGAGGCCUGCUGAGAAAGAUGUGGAUCUGUCCAAAGAUGACCUGUUAGGGGAUAUCUUACAGGACCUGCACUCUGGGAAACCAGCUCUUCUGACUCCGCCACCUGUGGUGACUCUAAAGAAAAAGAAAUCUGUGGGAUCACCCAUGAAUCCUUUCUCUAUCAAACCUCAGUUGCCAAAGGACUCCCCCUCAGCUGCUGGGGUAAAGGCAAAAGUGAUUCGAACGCCACCAUCACACUCUGCCCCCAGGUCAUCAGUCCGCCCUCCUUCGUCCACAUCUGCUUCUCCUGUGGCAAAGCAGAAGGUAAAAGUGGAAGUGCUGAAUGAAGAAGACAAGAACGAAGAAGAAGUGAAUGAUGCCAUGGCAUUUGAUGAGAUGGACUUUGAUGAACCGAUGGAGGUUGGCCUUGAGGAGGAGGCACCUGUAGUGAAAGAUGAUGCGGAGUCUAAACCUGAAGUAGCAGCAGUGACUGCAGUCAAAGUUGAGGCCAAAGCUGAACCUCAGGAUCCAGUCCUCAUGUCCAGCAGAAUUGGAAGCUCUUGGGGACAAGAGGAGGAGGGCGGAGGUAACGACGCUCCGGCCGAGGUGCAGGUCGAUUCCGGCCAACUUCCUCUGGUGGAGGGCCCAGACGGGGAGCAGGUGUUCCGCUUUUAUUGGUUGGAUGCUUUCGAAGACCCAUACAACCAACCAGGUGUGGUGUACCUGUUUGGAAAAGUGUGGAUUGAGUCUGCAAAGUCUCAUGUCAGCUGCUGUGUCAGCAUCAAGAACAUUGAGCGGACCAUGUACCUCCUACCUCGCGAAUAUAAGACAAACCCCAGGACCGGGGAGGUGUCCAACACUCCAGUAGGGAUGAUGGAUGUGUACCAAGAGUUCAACGAGCUCUCUGAGAAGUUUAAGAUCAUGAAGUUCAAGUCCAAGAAAGUGGAGAAGAACUAUGCGUUUGAAAUUCCUGACGUGCCCACUCAGUGCGAGUACCUGGAAGUCAGAUAUUCUGCUGAGUUCCCCUCGCUGCCUUCUGACCUCAAGGGGGCGACCUUUUCCCACAUUUUUGGAACCAACACAUCCAGUCUGGAGCACUUUCUCCUCAGCAGGAAGAUUAAAGGCCCUUGCUGGUUGGAUAUCAAGUCACCACAGCUAAUGAACCAGCCGGUCAGCUGGUGUAAGGUGGAGGCGCUCUCUCUGAGGAGUGAUUUAAUCACCGUCGUCAAAGAUCUCCCACCUCCACCACUCACUGUCAUGUCCAUCAGUCUCAAGACUGUCCAGAACCCUAAAACUCACCAAAAUGAGGUCAGAACACACACGAUCAAAUAUCCUAAUGGGAAGGUGGAGAUCGCUUCUACAGAGAGGACCCUGCUCGGCUUCUUCCUGGCCAAGAUGCACAAGAUUGACCCUGAUGUGCUGGUGGGUCAUGACAUCUUUGGAUUUGACUUGGAAGUUCUUCUCCAGCGCAUCAAUGUGUGUAAGGUUCCCCAUUGGUCAAAAAUUGGACGCCUUAGGAGGUCCAAUAUGCCCAAAUUAGGGGGUCGUAGUGCCUUUGCAGAGAAGAGCGCCACCUGUGGCCGUCUGGUUUGUGAUGUGGAGAUCUCAGCCAAAGAGCUGAUUCGCUGUAAAAGUUAUCAUCUGACUGAACUCACUGCUCAGGUGCUGAAGACUGAGAGAAUCACAGUCCCGCAGGAAGACAUUAAAAACCUCUACAGUGACUCUCCUCACCUCCUGUACCUGUUGGAGUUGACGUGGACAGACGCCAAGUUGAUCCUCCUGAUCAUGUGUGAGCUCAACGUGCUGCCACUCGCCCUGCAGAUCACCAGUAUUGCUGGAAACGUCAUGUCUCGUACUCUGAUGGGAGGCCGCUCUGAGAGGAACGAGUUCCUGCUGCUUCAUGCCUUCCAUGAGAAAGACUACAUCGUCCCUGACAAACCUUCUUUCAAAAAAGCACAGCUCGAGACGGCUGAAGGCGAAGAUGAUGUGGAUGCAGGCAAAGGCAAGAGGAAGAAGAAGGCAGCCUAUGCUGGAGGUUUGGUGCUGGAUCCUAAAGUUGGUUUCUAUGAUAAGUUUGUGCUGCUGCUUGACUUCAACAGUCUGUAUCCUUCAAUCAUCCAAGAGUUCAACAUCUGCUUCACCACCGUGCAGAGGGAGGCUCACAACUCCCAAAAGAAGAAAGAGGAGGAUGACCCAGAGGAAAUUCCCGAGAUUCCAGAUCCUAACCUAGAAAUGGGAAUCCUGCCCAAAGAAAUCAGGAAGCUGGUUGAACGGCGUAAGCAGGUCAAAGGGCUCAUGAAACAGCAAGACAUCAACCCAGAUCUCUACCUGCAGUACGACAUCCGUCAGAAGGCUCUGAAGCUGACUGCUAACAGUAUGUAUGGUUGCCUGGGAUUCAGCUACAGCCGCUUUUACGCCAAGCCACUUGCUGCCCUGGUUACACACAAGGGUAGGGAGAUUUUGAUGCACACGAAAGACAUGGUUCAGAAGAUGAAUCUGGAAGUCAUCUAUGGAGAUACUGACUCUAUCAUGAUCAACACAAACAGCAAGUGUCUGGAUGAAGUUUUUAAACUUGGCAAUAAGGUGAAGGCAGAAGUAAACAAGCUGUACAAACUAUUGGAGAUCGACAUUGAUGGUGUGUUCAAGUCUCUUUUGCUGCUGAAGAAGAAGAAGUAUGCCGCCCUUGUGGUGGAACAACACGGAGAAGGACGUUUUAGCGUCAAGCAAGAGCUCAAAGGGUUGGACAUCGUCCGUAGGGAUUGGUGCGACCUGGCUAAGGAAUGCGGCAACUACGUGAUUGGGCAGAUCCUGUCUGAUCAGAGUCGUGAUGUCAUUGUGGAGAACAUCCAGAAACACCUGGUGGAGUUGGGAGAGAAGGUGGCUAGUGGAGACAUACCACUGAACCAGUAUGAGAUCCACAAGGCACUCACAAAGGAUCCUCAGGACUACCCUGAUAAGAAAAGUCUCCCUCAUGUCCACGUUGCUCUGUGGAUUAACUCUCAGGGUGGUCGUCGGGUCAAAGCUGGAGAUACCAUCUCCUACCUCAUCUGUAAAGAUGGCUCCAACCUACCAGCCAGUCAGAGAGCCUAUGCUCUAGAACAGCUCCAGAAACAGGAGAAUCUCACCCUGGACACACAGUACUACCUGGCCCAGCAGGUCCACCCUGUGGUGUCUCGCAUCUGCGAUCCUAUUGAGGGUAUUGACGGUGUACUCAUAGCCUCGUGGUUGGGUCUGGACCCGAGUCAGUUCAGAGCUCAGCAGCAGUUCCAGAGGGAGGAGGAAGCCGACGGCUUGCUGGGUGUUCCCGUCCAGCUGACUGAUGAGGAGCGCUAUAAAGACUGUGAGAGGUUUACUUUCACCUGUCCUCAGUGUGGCACUGACAACAUCUACGACAGCGUCUUUGAAGGAGCUGGUUCAACGGUUGAGCCUAGUUUGAUGCGCUGCUGUCACAUCCCUUGUGGAGGUUCUCCAGCUGACUACGUCGUCAACAUCCGCAACAAACUUGUGCUUGACAUCCGCCGCCACAUCAAAAGAUACUACGCGGGCUGGUUGGUGUGCGAGGACCAGGCCUGUCAGAACAGGACCAGACGUUUGCCCAUCGCCUUCUCCCGGCAUGGACCCAUCUGCCCCGCCUGCAGCAGGGCGACACUUAGACCCGAGUACUCGGAGAAGGCCCUAUACAACCAGCUGUGCUUCUACAGGUUCAUCUUUGACUGGGAAUACGCAAUCACAAAAGUACUAAAUAAUGACGAAAAAAAACCGUUUAACAAGAUGAAUGAAGAAAAAGAGGUCUAUCGGAAGCUAAAGGAUGUACCAGACAAAGCCCUGGCGUCCAGCGGGUACUCGGAGAUUAACCUGGCCAAACUCUUCCAGGCUUUCUCCUCCCUCAAGUAAAACAACAUAAACCUCCAUGAAGACGUCACCACCAAGAGGCUCCAGUUUCUCACUCAAAAAGCUGGACAUAUGCUCACACAACCACAUCUGUUUUCUUUGUUUGCAGUUUCCACAUAUAGACCUCAGCCUCCUAACCCUUACGUCAUCUACCCUGUAGCUAAUGGGCUUGUAAUAUAGCUUAAAACCCAAUCACAGCUUCCCCAUCCACACAAACUCUCUCAUUAUUUGACCCCGUCACCCUGGCUCUGUAUGGUAAAGGGAAGCAGCAAUCAUACCUAAAUGACAGCCUAUUGUGCGUGCAGAGGCUAGCUGUGCCCAGAUGUGUGUGUGCGUGUGUGUGUAAGUGUGAGAGUGUAAAAAUGACUUAUCCUCAGAGCAGCCAGUAUAGUCCAAAAGCAGCUAAUUACCCAAUGAUAGUGACCCCAGCCUCUAAGACCACUGGAUGCCUGCAGCGAUCGGACACUUGUUCUGAUUACUACCAUUCAUCCUGUGUGUGUGUCUGUGUGUGUGUGUGAGUCAGAUCAGUGGAUGAAAGAAAAGAGUAAAGGAGGAUGCAGGGAGUGACGGGGUGAGGGAGGCCACACGCGCUGCUCCCUCGCUCUUUUGUCCCAGUAUCGAACAGCUGAUCUUCUCCUCCACUGCGUCUGUUUUAACUGAUGUCAUUUCAUCUCUUUCACACCCCCCCCUCUCUCUCUCUCUCUCCUGCCCUUCCUCCUCUGUGCAAAUUGUUUUUAAAGCAUUUAAUGUUCUGUGUAACAGAGUUGUAUCUCUCAGUAGGAUUUUUGUCCUGUUUCUUUGUAAUGAUCAGAAUAUUUUGAUAUUGAACAAUUUAAUGUUUUUCACACUGAAACCUCAAUAAAAGGCUAAAUGGAUAA